Pelobates fuscus (common spadefoot toad) is the source of this 866-nucleotide messenger RNA. It is a transcript of the gene FGFBP1, whose product is annotated as fibroblast growth factor binding protein 1. NCBI's taxonomy places the organism in Eukaryota, Metazoa, Chordata, Amphibia, Anura, Pelobatidae. The transcript has 2 exons. The coding region runs from base 107 to 793 and encodes 228 amino acids. The record is from RefSeq and is a predicted model, not a curated record. Gene Ontology annotation, molecular function: growth factor binding. Gene Ontology annotation, biological process: cell-cell signaling.
CAAGCUAGCAGCAACACAUGGAAUUACAAACUGUCCUGGUAGAGAUCAGAAAGAAUCCCUACACACACGUUUGAGAGCAGUUAGACUUGGAAAUUGCAGUGGAGACAUGAAGCUGACGCGCAUAGCAUUUUUGAGCGUGGCUGCCCUGCUACUGAUCCAGAUCCUUUUGGUGGAAGGAAACAAGGAAAGAGAUGGAAAAAAAGAAAGAGAUGGAGGGAAAAAACAAAGAGGUGGCAAACCAGAUGGAACAGGCGCCGAAAAGAAGGGCAGCAAGUCUCAAGGGGGGAAAGCUUCUCUCCAAGGCAAAUUUGUGAGCAAAGAAAAGGCAGAUUGCGUUUGGUCAGUCACUGGUACAGAGGUGGUGCUCUUAAAUGUGCAAUGUACUAAAGAAGAUAGACUUUUAUCAUGCGCAUUUGGCGGAAAUCCCUUAUCCUGUCCUAAAUAUAGAGAAAACCAAAAGAAUUAUUGGAAGCAAAUCACUAGAGCGCUUAGGAAGCAGAAGAACAUCUGCGAGGACCCCAAAGCUGUCUUGAAGUCCAAGGAAUGUAAGAAAGGACCACCAGAGGCACAUUUGAGCUACAUCAUCUCUACCCUGCAGGCUGCAGAGGAAAAAGGAAAUACACGUGAAGACCCUAACCCAGCAGGUCAUUCCAACGGAACCGAAGCCACCAAGGAAUGUGCUGAUGAUGUGGAUUUAGCGGAGAAAAGACGAGUAGCGGAGGAGUAUUGCGGGUCGUCCUGGAGCUCUCUCUGCAAUUUCUUCAUAUCUAUGCUACAAAGCAAAAGCUGCUAAAAGCCUGACUUUCCUUUAUUCUACUGAUGUACAGUGCAAAUGCUAAACUUAUGUAACGUAUGUUUCAAGAUGC